GUUAUAUUGUUUGCGAAACCUUGCCGGUCGUACUGAAGUUUUUGGACCACUGUCAAAAGCUUCCGUAGGAUUUUUACGGCAGCCGUUAAUUGUACGUGUAGCUAAAGCAGCUAAAGGUAGUUCAAGUGACCAAGUUCGUAAGCAAGCUGAAAAGGAAAUGCAAUCAUUUUGGGAAAAAAAUGUGAAGGAAAGAAGACCAUGGUCUCCUCAUCUCCAGAUUUACUCUGCGCCACUAGUGAUGAGAUUCUCUUUUCUCCAUCGAGCGACGGGUAUUGCUAUGGCUAUCG
Messenger RNA from Schistosoma turkestanicum, 287 nucleotides. Lineage: Eukaryota; Metazoa; Platyhelminthes; Trematoda; Strigeidida; Schistosomatidae. The record is from the annotation of a GenBank genome assembly.